This is a messenger RNA of Clonostachys rhizophaga, 396 nucleotides long. The record is from the annotation of a GenBank genome assembly. NCBI's taxonomy places the organism in Eukaryota, Fungi, Ascomycota, Sordariomycetes, Hypocreales, Bionectriaceae.
AUGCGUGGAGCCCAGAGGAUCCUCAAAGUUGCUUUGAAGGAAGUUGGUCCGGCCGUGGCUCCUCUAGUUGGUGAACUGAACCAAGGGAGGGCGAGGACGACCGAUGUCACAAAAACCGAGUUCGACGUACAGGGCCGGUUUUUGACAGGCCACGACAAGCUAAACUUCACGACGGAGUCCAAGGAUCCCGCCAAGGCUCCUUUCAAAAAGAGUGCUGGUCCAUUGAUGAGGGAAAACGUGGGGCUCAAGUACGAGAUUGACAACAAUAAGCUCGGCAUGGUUUUCGAUGCAACAUUCUUGUUCGGUCCAAUUGGCCUCGCGCUGUUAGGCUUUGGUGUCCGCUCUUCAACGUCAGAUUCGCGGACAUCUCUGGGCUCACUGGCGAGGCAGACGUAA